AUGCCUUCACAAAGGAACACCCUCGUUCUAGGCCUUGCGGCUACGGCUUCGGUUGUUGCCGCUGGACCCUGCGAUAUCUACGCCACCGGCAAUACCCCUUGCAUCGCUGCUCACAGCACCACCCGCGCCUUGUACAGCUCCUUCAGCGGCUCCCUCUACCAGGUCAAGCGCGGCUCUGACGGCGCUACCACCAACGUCGCACCUCUAUCUGCUGGUGGUGUUGCUAAUGCAGCAACGCAAGACAAAUUCUGCGCUAACACCACUUGCCUCAUCACCAUCAUCUACGACCAAUCUGGUCGUGGCAACCACCUCACGCAAGCUCCACCAGGAGGCUUCAAGGGCCCGGAAGCUAACGGCUAUGAUAACUUGGCUGCAGCUGAUGGUGCACCAGUCACACUGAACGGUCAGAAGGCGUAUGGCGUCUUUGUAAGCCCAGGUACUGGCUAUCGCAAUGACAAAGUGAGCGGUUCGGCGACUGGUGACGCAGCAGAGGGCAUGUACGCUGUGCUCGAUGGCACGCAUUACAAUGGCGCGUGUUGUUUCGAUUAUGGAAACGCAGAAACCAACAACCUCGACACAGGUAAUGGACACAUGGAAGCCAUCUACUUUGGCGACAAUACCGUCUGGGGCUCCGGUUCCGGCAGUGGACCCUGGGUCAUGGCUGAUCUGGAAAAUGGCCUUUUCUCUGGCGCAAAUCCGAAGAACAAUCCUGCCGACCCUUCAGUAUCCUACCGCUUCUUGACCACCCUCCUCAAGGGCGGAGCAAACAAGUGGGCUAUAAAGGGGGGUAAUGCUGCCUCCGGCGCACUGUCAACAUACUACAAUGGCGCGCGCCCCAGUGCUUCAGGCUACAACCCCAUGAGCAAAGAAGGCGCCAUCAUCCUCGGUAUCGGCGGUGACAACAGCAACGGUGCUCAGGGAACCUUUUACGAAGGCGUCAUGACAUCCGGUUACCCAACCGAUGCAACGGAGAGCGCGGUCCAAGCGAACAUCGUUGCGGCGAAGUAUGCAACUACGUCCUUGACCAGCGGUCCGGCAUAUACAGUCGGUUCUUCGAUCUCGCUCCGUGCGACAACAGCUGGAUACACGGACCGGUAUCUCGCACAUAAUGGCGCGACAGUGAACACGCAGGUUGUGUCUUCAAGCAGCACUGCAUUGUUGAAGAGACAGGCUAGCUGGACAGUCCGCGCUGGUCUUGCGAACAGUGCUUGCUUUUCGUUUGAGUCGAAGGAUACGGCUGGAAGUUAUAUCCGUCACUAUAACUUCGUGUUGCAGAUGCAGGCGAGUGACGGAAGUAAGGCGUUCAAGGAGGAUGCGACGUUCUGUCCCCAGACUGGGUUUUCUGGUUCUGGUACUUCGAUCCGCGCAUGGGGGUAUCCUACUCGGUACAUCAGGCAUUACAACAAUAUCGGGGAUAUUGCGAGUAAUGGGGGUGUUCAUGACUUUGAUGCUCAGGCGUCAUUUAAUGCUGAUGCCACUUGGACGCUUGAGAAGGGGUUGGCGUAG
This is a messenger RNA of Alternaria burnsii, 1506 nucleotides long. Its product is annotated as arabinofuranosidase b-xylosidase precursor. Gene Ontology annotation, biological process: arabinan metabolic process; L-arabinose metabolic process; pectin catabolic process. Lineage: Eukaryota; Fungi; Ascomycota; Dothideomycetes; Pleosporales; Pleosporaceae. Gene Ontology annotation, molecular function: alpha-L-arabinofuranosidase activity. The coding region runs from base 1 to 1506 and encodes 501 amino acids. The record is from RefSeq and is a predicted model, not a curated record. The transcript is spliced from 2 exons.